AUGAAAAUACAUUAUGAAAAGUGCAAAAAUAAUAUUCCGGAAUCUCGUGACGACGUUGAAGUUGUAGAAUUGGCUUCACUUUCCGAACCUAGCUCAUCUGCAAGUUCUUCGGCAAAAGGCGACGAUUGCGCGGAACCGUCUCUUAAAAAAAAGAAACUAUCUGCAAACUUAAGCUCCUUUAUAGUAACAACGCCAAAAUCUACAAAAGAAACAACAGACCGACAAAUAGCAAAGGCCAUGUUUGCUACAAACUGUAGCUUCAGAAGUAUUGAACAUCGAGAAGUAAAAAAGCCAUUUCAUUAUUACGCCCAGGGAGGAAAAGCAUUAGUGCUGCCAUCAGAUAUUCGUUGCAAUACUGUAACUGAUUGCUUCGAAGUCUUUGUGUCUGAGUGGCAAAAGCUACUAAAAAUAUGUGAAGAGAACAGGGAAGUCAUAGAUCCUGUUAUUAGAGCAAAAGUUGAAAAUAUGGUCGUAAAGAGAAGCGGAAUUAGCUCACUGGAAAAUGCUGAGAUAGAAAUCACUCGAAUGUUAGGCAUAAGCGACACAGAAGAGGAACAAAAUGAAGAUUUAAAACAAUGCGAACGUACUUCAAUUGAAAAUGUUGCCGUUCAAGAGUGUUUCAAUGAUUUAGCAAAUAGUUGUGUUAAUGAUGCUCAGUAUCUACAACCAUCCACGUCCAAUCUGUCCGAUCCUACAAAUACUACAAAUAUUAAUGAUGUUGUUGUUUUUACUUCUAAUCAAGAAAUAGAUCAAAACCAAGAUACUGUUAUUCUGAACACAGCUGAACUCAAUUAUCAAGAUAUUUCUCAAAAACUUGAUAAUUUAUUACAAAUAACAGAAAUACUUCAAGAGAACUAG
Diatraea saccharalis (sugarcane borer) is the source of this 858-nucleotide messenger RNA. Lineage: Eukaryota; Metazoa; Arthropoda; Insecta; Lepidoptera; Crambidae. The record is from the annotation of a GenBank genome assembly.